UUAACCAGUCAGUGAGCAAUGAACUGAAUAUUGGGGUAGGAACCUCCUUCUGUCUCUGUACUGACGGGCAGCUUCAUGUCAGGCAAAUCCUGCAUCCUGAGGCUUCCAAGAAGAAUGUAUUAUUGCCUGAAUGCUUCUAUUCCUUUUUUGAUCUUCGAAAAGAAUUCAAGAAAUGUUGCCCUGGUUCACCUGAUAUUGAUAAACUGGACGUUGCAGCAAUGACAGAGUAUUUAAAUUUUGAGAAGAAUAGUUCAGCCUCCCGGUAUGGAGCCUGUCAAGUUGAAGAUAUGGGAAAUAUAAUUUUAGCAAUGAUUUCAGACUGUUAUAAUCACAGGUUUUCAGAUCCAGAAAGAGUAAAUUACAAAUUUGAAAGUGGCACUUGCAGCAAGAUGGAACUUAUUGAUGACAACACGGUAGUCAGGGCGCGAGGUUUGCCAUGGCAGUCUUCGGAUCAAGAUAUUGCAAGAUUCUUCAAAGGACUCAAUAUUGCCAAGGGAGGUGCAGCACUUUGUCUGAAUGCCCAGGGUCGAAGGAACGGAGAAGCUCUUGUUAGAUUUGUGAGUGAGGAGCACAGAGACCUAGCACUCCAGAGGCAUAAACAUCACAUGGGGACCCGGUACAUUGAGGUUUACAAAGCAACAGGUGACGACUUUCUUAAAAUUGCUGGUGGUACAUCCAAUGAGGUAGCCCAAUUUCUCUCCAAGGAAAACCAAGUCAUUGUCCGCAUGCGGGGGCUCCCGUUCACGGCCACAGCUGAUGAAGUGGUGGCCUUCUUUGGACAGCACUGCCCCAUCACCGGGGGGAAGGAAGGCAUCCUCUUUGUUACGUACCCAGAUGGUAGGCCAACAGGGGAUGCUUUUGUCCUCUUUGCUUGUGAGGAAUAUGCACAGAACGCAUUGAGGAAGCAUAAGGACUUGUUGGGUAAAAGAUACAUUGAACUCUUCAGGAGCACAGCAGCUGAAGUUCAGCAGGUGCUGAAUCGAUUCUCCUCGGCCCCUCUCAUUCCACUUCCAACCCCUCCCAUUAUUCCAGUACUACCUCAGCAAUUUGUGCCCCCUACAAACAUUAGAGACUGUAUACGCCUUCGAGGUCUUCCCUAUGCAGCCACAAUUGAGGAUAUCCUGGACUUCCUGGGGGAAUUUUCCACUGAUAUUCGAACUCAUGGGGUCCACAUGGUAUUGAAUCACCAGGGCCGCCCAUCAGGAGAUGCCUUUAUCCAGAUGAAGUCUGCGGACAGAGCAUUUAUGGCUGCACAGAAGUGUCAUAAAAAAACCAUGAAGGACAGAUAUGUUGAAGUCUUUCAGUGUUCAGCUGAGGAGAUGAACUUUGUGUUAAUGGGGGGCACUUUAAAUCGAAAUGGCUUAUCCCCACCGCCAUGUAAGUUACCAUGCCUGUCUCCUCCCUCCUACACAUUUCCAGCUCCUGCAGCAGUUAUUCCUACUGAAGCUGCCAUUUAUCAGCCCCCUGUGCUCUUGAAUCCACGAGCACUGCAGCCCUCCACAGCAUACUACCCAGCGGGCACCCAGCUCUUCAUGAACUACACAGCGUACUAUCCCAGUAUGCAACCGAGGAUGGACUUGUACACACAAAUGACCAGGCCAGGACUCUAUCCAAAGAAUGGGUUUGUAUUUAAGGGCCCCAGCAGUUAGACCAUCCUCAGAAAAGAAGUGUUUGAAAGAUGUAUGAUGAUCCUGAAACCUUCAGACAUAAGACAACUUCUAGAAACUUCAGGAGAAGUUUGUCUACACUCAGGCUGCAGUAUUUUCAGCAAACAUGAUUGGACAGUGGGCCUGUGCCCUAUCUUUCGGUGGAAUGAAAAAUGUGAGCCAGUGAAGCCAAAUUCUUAUUGCAAGCAGCAUGCUUGGCUCCUUGCUGAUUGCAAAUAGGCAUUUAAAAUGUGAAUUUGAGAUGGGGUGUCUCCAUUACUACCAGCUAACGUGGCAUCAUAGAUGUUUCCUAAGUUUUAAGUCUUUGGGGGAAAAUAUACUCCACUAGCAUCUACCAGGAACUUUGUUAUCGAAGUUUCAUUUUUGUGUGCUCACACUCUUUUCUCCCCAUCUCCCUAUCUUGUGCACAAUCACGUGCUCUUCCUAAGUAACUCAAGAAUAAGGUCUUGGAAUACUUAAGUCACAAACUUAGAAAAAGAAGUAAAACUAGUAUUUUCCUAGUCUCUUAGCCAUCACAGUGUCUUACAGUUAAAAGCCACUGAAAACUAUUUUAAAAACACCUUGUAAUAAAUGAGAAGAAAUGGCACAUCCACUGCAAAACAUACAUAGUUAAAAAGUUGGAUUUUUUUCUCAGCAGGUAUCAGUUGUAAAUAAGAAUGAACUAGGGGCCAAAAUGCAAAACCAAAAAUGAAGCAGCUACGUGUAGUUAGUAAUUUCUAGUUUGAAUUGUAACUGAAUGUUGUGGCUUCAUAUGUAUUAUUUUAUAUUGUACUUUUCCCAUUAUUGAUGGUUUGGACUUUAAUAAGAAAUUCCAUAGUUUUUAAUAUCACAAAAAUGAGACUAUUUGAACAGUGUAUUCUAGAAAGCAAUAUACUAACUAAAGUGAAUGCUUGUAUAUAUUAAGAUAGCCUGAAACCUUUUUUCUCUAAUGCCUUAACUGUCAAAUAAUUAAAACUUUUAAAAGCGUAGGGUUAUAGUCAGCAUGCUAGACUGAGAGGUAAACACUGAUGUGGUGAGAAGAGGUACCGAUGCUGUCAGUGUUUCGCACUAUGUGUUUAGCUGUGUUUAUGCUCCAAAAGUGCAAUAUUAGACACUAGCUAGAUAGUACUGCUGCCUCGUGUAACUCCAAAGGGAAAACAGGAUUUGAUUGAGUGCACGUUUCUUUAAGUUACUCAUUUUGUCCUUAGCUUGGAUGCAAUGCCAUGCAGAUUUAUGUGGCUGCUAUUUUUAUUUACUUUGCAUUACUUUGAUUAACACCUUGAAUGGAGAGCCAAACAUUCUCUCUUCACUGACAGCAAUGGCCCUUUAACUGCAGUAGGAAAAAGAAAAAAGAAAAAACAUUUUGUGUGAAAAUUGAUAACUGGCACUUAAGAUCAGAAAAAUAGUUCUUUAUACUUGGCUGCCUUAAGAAGCUGUCUGCCCAAUGCUCUGAAAGACUUUAAGAUAGGCAGUAAUACUACAAUACUACUGAGUUUUUGUAGAAUUGUUACAUUUGAUAAUAAAACUUGCCUGUUUAAUCUCAAAAAAAAAAAAAAAAAA
Messenger RNA from Hippopotamus amphibius kiboko, 3206 nucleotides. Its product is annotated as epithelial splicing regulatory protein 1-like. Lineage: Eukaryota; Metazoa; Chordata; Mammalia; Artiodactyla; Hippopotamidae. Gene Ontology annotation, cellular component: ribonucleoprotein complex. Gene Ontology annotation, molecular function: RNA binding. The record is from RefSeq and is a predicted model, not a curated record. The coding region runs from base 219 to 1649 and encodes 476 amino acids. The transcript has a single exon.